This is a messenger RNA of Staurois parvus, 647 nucleotides long. Lineage: Eukaryota; Metazoa; Chordata; Amphibia; Anura; Ranidae. The record is from the annotation of a GenBank genome assembly.
GCCGAAGAUGUCGGCUCGGUCAUGUGAUCAGCUAUGUCCAAUCACAGCUGAUCACAUUGUGGCCCCAGAAGUGACACCUGUCAGAGUCCAUCAGUGCCAGCUGAACAGUGCCACAAUGCCACAUAUCAUUGCAUACCAGUGCACAUCAAUGCCACAAAUCAGUGCCCAUCUGAGCUGCCCUUCAGUGUCACCCAUCAGUGCCAGUCAGUGCCACCUAUCAAUGCCAAUCAGUGCCACCUAUCAGUGCUGCCAAUCAGUGCCACCUAUCAGUGCCAGCCAGUGCCACUUAUCAGUGCCAGUCAGUGCCGCCUAUCAGUGCGCAUCAGUGCCGCCUAUCAGUGCCAGUCAGUGCCGCCUACCAGUGCCAGUCAGUGCCGCCUAUCAGUGCCACCUAUCAGUGCUGCCUUUCAGUGCCCAUCAGUGAUGCCUGUCAAUGCCCAUCAGUGCCACCUACCAGUGCCUGCUCAUCAGUGCCCAUCAGUGCCACCUAUCAGUGUCCAUCAGUGCCCAUCACUACAGCCUCAUUAGCGUACAUCAGUGAAGGAGAAAAAUCACUUAUUUACAAAAUUUUAUAACAAAAACUAAGAAAAAACUAUUUUUUUUUUUCAAAAUUUUCAGUGGUUUUUGGUUUGUUUAAGAAAAAAUAA